AUGUCUGAAGAUUUAAAGAAAUAUUUAUAUCGUCAGUUGAGCAGCAUCAGUGGUUUAUGUGCAAUUGUUGUGUCUGACAGAGACGGAGUUCCUGUUCUAAAGGUGAACAACGAGAAAGCUCCUGAAUUUGCCUUGAGAUCUGGAUAUUUGAGCACCUUUCCUCUUACAUCUGAUCUAUCUGGAAAGUUAGGCUUUGGGAAAAAUAAUUACUUUAUUUGCUCCUACAGUAAUUAUACAGUUGUCCAUUUUAACAGACAACCACUGACACUAAGCUUCAUUGCAAGCAGCUCAGCAAACACAGGUCUUAUACUUAACCUUGGAGAAGAACUUAAAUUAUCUUUGGACGGUUUGAAGCAGAUUGUUAAGGAUUAA
This is a messenger RNA of Ciona intestinalis (vase tunicate), 372 nucleotides long. Lineage: Eukaryota; Metazoa; Chordata; Ascidiacea; Phlebobranchia; Cionidae. The record is from RefSeq and is a predicted model, not a curated record.